AUGCGCCCCCUCUGCAUACGGUGCUGCGCAUUCUUCCGCCAACAGCGCGCAUUCUCCUCAUCCGCCACCCAACUCUCUUCAGCCUCAAAGUCGAUCCAAGAAACCCUCACAAAGCCGACAUGGUCCGUAGCCUCCCUUCUACCACAGUCAGAUAGCCCGAAUCCAUCGACAGAACAACCAAUUACUCGCUCGAAACUACACCACCUUCUCCGUCUCUCUGCCCUCCCGCUCCCUGAAACUGAAGCAGAAGAGGCUGCUAUGCUCCGCACUUUGCACUCACAGCUGCACUUCGUGCGCGACGUCCAAAGCGUUGAUACAUCAAGCGUUGAACCACUCCGCUCGUUACGUGAUGAGACUACCGAGGGCGCAACGGAAGCAAUGGUCGGAUUACAACAAUUACAAGAAGCUCUGGCAAAGGAGGUUCAUUUUGGCCACAAGAGGCGGCCUAAGAGACAACAUGGAGACAAGGUCGACACCAAGGGUGUUGAAGACUGGAACCCAUUGGAGACAGCGUCCAGAGCUGCUGGAAAGUACUUCGUUGUUCAGAGCAGGAAGGAGGAGUCAUGA
Molecule: messenger RNA, 567 nt
Organism: Colletotrichum truncatum
Lineage: Eukaryota; Fungi; Ascomycota; Sordariomycetes; Glomerellales; Glomerellaceae
Product: DUF726 domain protein
Biological process (GO): regulation of translational fidelity; glutaminyl-tRNAGln biosynthesis via transamidation
Molecular function (GO): glutaminyl-tRNA synthase (glutamine-hydrolyzing) activity
Source: RefSeq, a predicted model, not a curated record